AUGAAUUUGACCGACAAUGAUAUACCAUCUAUUAUACAACAAGCUUUAGGAAAGAAAACAAAAUGUACUGGACUCCUAUUACGUGAUAAUGCACUGACAUCACUUGGUGUGAAAAUGCUUGUCGAUGCAUUGCUUGCAACACCGAAGAAGUUAAAAUAUCUCAGCUUCUCUAACAACUCAGCCAUAGGAGAUGUUGGCAUUCAACACUUGGUUCGUUUAUUAAAAACCAAUCGAUCAAUCAUUUUUCUCGCCAUACCUAAUACAGGUAUGACAGAUCAUGGUGUUCGUUUACUAGCCGACGUACUUAGUGACAUUGAUGAUGCGUCAUCAUGUUCAUCUCUUGAAAAACUUCAUAUCUCCUUCAAUAAAUUGAUUACUGAUGAAUCACUCGAAGCUAUCAUUCAAAUACUUGAACGAAACAAAACAUUGAAGGAACUUUCAAUGCAAAGUUGUAGUUUGUCUGACGAAGCUCGAUCCCAAUUAAGACAAACAAGUACAAAAACGAAGAAAAAAAAAUUUAGUCUUUCAGAGUAA
This is a messenger RNA of Rotaria sp. Silwood2, 534 nucleotides long. The record is from the annotation of a GenBank genome assembly. Lineage: Eukaryota; Metazoa; Rotifera; Eurotatoria; Philodinida; Philodinidae.